GACAAGAACAUUAUCUGUUUGUAAUAAUUUGUAGGAUUACUUGGUUUUGCUCCCUCUAAACUCUACAAAUAAUUUGGCUCCUUCAUUUUAAGCUUUGCCUAUUGAGAUGAAAUUUUCAUCUAAGUAAUUUAAGGAAUGGAUUGUGGCCGUCUACAUUCCCGAUUCAGUACCAAAGUUCUAGUGCAUAGCAAAGGGGCAAGUCAACCACCUAACUUCAGAAAUUUGAGAUGCAAUUCCCAGCAUAAUCUAAGUUCACUUGAUUCUUUGAAGCAAAGUUGCAGUGGGUUGGCACUUACAUUGAAGCUUGGAAGUCCAUCAGAGAAGUUAAUAUGUCGUAUCCAAGCUGUUCGUAUUAGAUCCGAUCAUCCACAAAAUGCAGAUUUGCCUCGUUACUAUUCAAGGAAGGAGAAGAAGCCCUUCCCGAUACCUAUUGUGGAGCUACGGAGAGCUGCCAGGGAUAGAAUGAAAAAUCGAUUACCUAAAAGACGUGUACCUCCACCGAAAAUCGGACUGGUUAUCAAAAGCCUAGUUCCUCUCGCGUACAGUGUGUAUAACGCACGGAUAACAGUGAUUAACAAUCUCAAGCGACUCAUGAAAGUGGUAGCUGUUAAUGGCUGCAAGUGGUGUAAUGAAAUCCAUGUGGGACCUGUUGGGCAUCCGUUCAAGUCAUGUAGAGGAUCACAAGCUUCGCAACGCAAAGGACAUCACGAGUGGGGAAAGGCAGUUCUUGAAGACAUCAUAGUGCCACUUGAAUCCUACCAUCUAUACGAUCGCCUAGGGAAACGAAUUUCACACGAGGAGAGAUUUUCUAUCGCUCGAGUCCCUGCAGUAGUUGAGCUUUGUAUCCAAGCAGGCGUUGAUAUACCUGAAUAUCCUACAAAAAGGAGAAGAAAGCCAAUCAUAUGGACCGGAAAAAAUGAAUUUGUCGAUGCAGAUGAAAGCGAUUUGCCUGAUCCCGAACCAGAAUCUCCAAAGCCACCAAUUUUAACCGAAAUACCUGAUGCAGAGGUAGAACCACCAUCAAAUGCCGAAGAAACGAUAUUACUAGCUGAAGAAACACUCUUAGCGUGGGAAAAAAUGAGGGCCGGAGCCAAUAAGCUAAUGAAGAUGUAUCCGGUGAGAGUUUGCGGAUACUGUCCGGAGGUGCACGUUGGUCCAAGCGGACACAAAGCACAAAACUGUGGAGCCCACAAGCACCAACAACGGAACGGGCAACACGGUUGGCAGACAGCAGUGCUGGACGACUUAAUACCGCCAAGGUACGUGUGGCACGUUCCCGAUGUAACUCAACCGUUGCAACGGGAGCUUCGGAACUUUUACGGUCAAGCUCCUGCAGUGGUAGAAAUAUGUGUACAGGCUGGCUCUGAAGUCCCUGAGCAAUACAAGCCAACUAUGAGGUUUGAUGUGGGGAUUCCUAGCAGUAUUAAAGAAGCAGAAAUGGUUGUUUGAUUGGUAGUGGUUUCAUUAAUUUGAUCUUCCCAUUUGUAAAGAAUGACUUUUAAGGAAUGUGGAAUUGAUCCUAUAAGAAUUACUUGUUGAGUUAUUGCUGCAUAAUUAAUUGACACAGCAGUAAGCUGGAGUAAUUUUCACUGUAA
This is a messenger RNA of Lycium ferocissimum, 1595 nucleotides long. RefSeq names its product APO protein 2, chloroplastic. Gene Ontology annotation, molecular function: RNA binding. NCBI's taxonomy places the organism in Eukaryota, Viridiplantae, Streptophyta, Magnoliopsida, Solanales, Solanaceae. The record is from RefSeq and is a predicted model, not a curated record. Bases 136 to 1449 code for a protein of 437 amino acids. The transcript has 4 exons.